Plasmodium gallinaceum is the source of this 600-nucleotide messenger RNA. The record is from the annotation of a RefSeq genome assembly. Lineage: Eukaryota; Apicomplexa; Aconoidasida; Haemosporida; Plasmodiidae.
AUGAAUAUAAUUAUGUUAAAUAUAAAUAAUAAUAUAUUUAAUAUAAUUUUUAAAUAUAAAUAUAAUUUUUUUAUAAAAUUAUAUUUAAAUAAUUAUAUUAAAACAUGUAAAUUAUUAGUUUAUAUAUUAAAAUAUUAUUUUUUGUAUGAUAAAAAUAGAUAUAAACAUACAAAAAAUAAAAGUUUAAUAAAUUUUAGUAAUAAAAAAAUUAGAAUUCAAAAAGGAUUAGGUAAAUCUAGAUUAAGAAAUUUUAAAUCACCUAUAUGUAAACAAGGUUCUUGUAAUUUUGGACCUUUUUAUACUAAAAAAAUUAUUAAAUAUAAUAAUUUAAAAUAUAAAUUAGUUUUUUUAUAUUUAUUAUUAAAUAAACGUAGUAAUAUAAUUAUAAUUAAAUUAGAAGAUUUGAUAAAAUUUUUAAAUUAUAUGUAUAAUUAUUAUAGUAAUAAUGUAUUUAAUUUAAAUUUUUUAAUUAAUAAAAUUAUAUAUUUUAAUGGUAUUUUAAAUAGAUAUUUAAUAAUAUAUUUAAAUCAAAUUUUAAAUUUUAAUAGUAAUAUUAUAUUAAAUUUAAUAAAAUAUAAUUAUAUUAUAAUUAUGUUAUGA